Messenger RNA from Linum tenue, 1204 nucleotides. Lineage: Eukaryota; Viridiplantae; Streptophyta; Magnoliopsida; Malpighiales; Linaceae. The record is from the annotation of a GenBank genome assembly.
AUGGCCACCGAGGGCUGCCCCUGGUCUUGGGCCUCCAGAAAACGGCGUCGCAUCAGAAAGCCUCCUCCCAAUCUCGCGAUGAUCGGGGACGAUCUGCUCGUGGAGAUUCUGAUCCGCCUCCCGAACCAUAGAUUUGCCAGUGGCUGCAAACCGGUCUGCAAGCGUUGGAGGUCCUUGAUCUCCAGUCCCCGUUUCAAUCGCCGCUUCGUUUCUCACCACCGCAUCAACAACCAACCAACUAUGCCGGACAAUCCCGACGACCUGCAAUCCAUCAUCUUGAGCUUUCUCCCUCCCAUGCCCAGUGCAGUUGCUGGCUGCUUCAAAGUUUUGGACUGCUUCAAGGACUUGGUUCUAUGCGGGUUUUGGGAUUUGGAUUCCGACAACAAGGAACUCUGCCGAUCCUACUUUAUCUGCAAUCCAUUUACCAAGCAAUGGAUGGCUCUUCCUUUAGCCCCCGAGAAGGCCACGGGAUACAAAUCGCACUGCACAAGGUUUGUUUUUGAAUCCCGCAUUUCUUAUGAUCUUGAUAUGGAAGGAGGAGAUGACGAACAGAAAGUUGUUUAUUCUGAGUAUCGUUUCCGGGUGGUGAGUGUGUAUCAGCAUGAUGAGUCUAUUAAACUGGACUGGUUUUGUUCCCAGUCCGCUGAAGAAUGCGAACCAGUUGAAGGAGUUGGACUUUUCGGUCAUCGGAGGAAGGACAAGGGACCAGCGGCAAACCCCUGUCAUCGUGUUAAGAAGCAGAAGGUGAUGAAUGGCUCGUGCUCUAGACAGUAUGGUGCCAUUGGACGAAAAUCAUAUGUGAAGGAUGGUGCUUUGAUCAGUUGCAGGCGCAAUAGGCGCCAACACUUGUUCAAUUAGCCAAGGUGUUUCAUGAAGAUAAUUUAUUAUGCUAUGUGCUAGUGGGAGAGAAUUUCCAUUGAUGUGUUUUGAUGCACGAUUAGACAAGUUUGUUUUCUUGAGAUGAUUUAUUAAGCUACUUUAUCUACUGACCUGAGGAGAAGGUGAUGCCUUGAAUGUAUGUUCUCAGUCCUCAGAUGGCUAUUUACAGAAUACUCCAUCAAUGGCAGCUGGAACAGAGCCCUCUGGUUGGGAGGGUUCUGGAAAGAGAGAGAGCAUUUGGAGUACAUUUCUUUUUUAAAAUAUGAGGGGUAAAUGACACAUUUGGUCACUGAAAUUAUUAAAUUGUGUCAUGUUUAGUCACUAG